CCGGUAAACAAGAGACCCCGCCCACUGGACCGACGGUUUCCUAGAAUCGAAAGUGAAAGUGAAUUUUUUUUUUUAUUGUCGUUACCAAAGAAAACACAUUCAAAGAAACCGCCUGCCAGGGAACGAGUGAGGAGCUCUGGUCAUGGCCAGAUCCUCCUCUCUUCCCAGUUCACUGGACUCCACCUUGCCGGGGUUCUCCCUAACGAUCCUGGGUGCAGAACUUGAGCAGAAAUACCUGUGCCGUCAGUGUAAACUGAUCCUCCGCAGACCCUACCAAGCUGGUUGUGGCCAUCGCUUCUGUGCCUUCUGCUUCAAGCAAAUCAUCAGCUCAGGACCUCAGCAUUGCCUGGCAUGUGCUGAUGAAGGUGUGGUAGAAGAUCUCUUGGACACAAAUUCGGCUUUUCCAGACAAUGCUGCCAGGAGGGAAAUCGAGAACCUGCCAGCCGUGUGUAGCAAUCCUGGCUGCGUCUGGAAAGGGAGCAUUCGGGAAUACGAGGCCAGCCAUGAAGGGCAGUGUGAGUUCCAGCGCAUCGAGUGUGACGCCUGUAAGCAGAUGAUCAGGAGCUGUGAUAAGGAGCGGCACAUGGAGCGAGAGUGUCCGGAGAGGAGUCUCAACUGCCGCUACUGCAAGACGAUCUUCAACUUCAAAGACAUAAAGGCUCAUGACGAGAUCUGCCUGAAGUAUCCCAUGCACUGUGAAGGCUGUGGAAAGAAAAAGAUUCCGAGAGAGAAGUUCUAUGACCAUGCAAAGUCCUGCGGUAAAUACAAGUCCCCUUGCCACUUCAAAGGAGUCGGAUGCCCGGUGAUUGUGGAGAACGAGAAGUUGGCAGAACAUGAGAUUCAAGGCAACCGGGAGCACAUGAGGCUCCUCUUAGCUGCAGUCGAAAGCCUCAAGUUUCUGAAUGAGGAGAAGAUGGUAUCCAACUUGCUGGCCCCACGUUCUAAACCACGUGGACUAGACUUCUGCGUGCAGAAUCUGGACGAAUGCUUGAUUGGUGGAAGUCUGUACUGUGAUCCUGAUGAAGGCUUUGCCUCCAAUAUUCUUCCUUCUGUCGACAAACAGUACCACAGGCACCAGACAAGGUAUGACGAUCUUGCACAGAAGCUCGCCACUUUUGAGAACAUCGUUUGUGUCCUCAACCGUGAGGUGGAAAAGAAUUCGCUCACUCUCGAGGCAUACAGCAGGCAGCGUGGACUGGACCAGGAGAAAAUCGACUAUCUCACCAGCAAGGUACGACAAAUGGAGCGUUCGGUGUCUCUCAAAGACUUGGCUAUCGCCGAGAUGGAACAGAAACUCCAGGAACACGAGCACAGCACCCACGAUGGCGUUUUCAUUUGGAAAAUUAAUGACUUUUCUCGUAAAAGACAGGAAGCAGUUGCCGGGCGCAUGCCGGCUAUCUUCUCUCCAGUUUUCUACACCAGCAAGUACGGGUACAGGAUGUGCCUGCGUCUCUACCUGAACGGGGACGGGACGGGACGCGGCACUCAUCUGUCUCUGUUCUUUGUUGUGAUGAAAGGAAAAUGGGACGCCCUGCUGAAGUGGCCCUUCAAUCAGAAGGUAACCUUGAUGCUGUUAGACCAAAACAAUCGAGAGCACAUCAUCGACGCCUUCCGGCCCGACAUCACCUCUUCAUCGUUCCAGAGGCCCAACAGCGAGAUGAAUAUCGCCAGUGGGUGCCCACUCUUCUGCCCCUUGCACAAACUGGACUGUAAGAGCGCCAGUGCCUACCUGCAAGAGGACACCAUUUUUAUAAAGGCCAUCGUAGAUCUGACGGGGCUGUGAGGCAAAAUCUGGCAGGUGUCUUGGGCCCCAAAGCGGAACGUGACGCCUUCUCACGGCUUUUGUCUUUUUAAUGCUAGUCGCCAUUAGAAUAACAAAAGGACGGCCGCCAUUUUAGACGUUUUGCUUACCAGCUGCUGUUGUUUGAUUUGAGUUUAUUGGGUGAAAGUUGCCAGGAUCUGUUGGACGGAAUGGGACGGGCGUAGUUUAGUCAGCUGUAAGGUGCCACUUCGCCUAGAGGAUGGUCACGGUGGGAUGGGUGUCAGCCAUGUCCUGCAGUCAGGGGCUAGGAGAGGCGAGUCCCACGGACACCUUCUCGUUUCAGUGAUGGAGAUGUGAGUCGGGAGUCUCAUUAGGACGGAAUGCUGGGCCAGUUUGCAUGCCGUUGCUGAAUGUGGUGGUUGAAGGCUGGCACCCCUCUGGUGGGCAAGCGUGGUGGUCCUCCACUUCAUCACCGCCGCUCAUUUAAGUCCCUCAGAACUCUGCAAAGGCAGCUGAUGCCCACUGAUGGGCGUGCAAAUGCUGCCAUUCAGAUUUUUUGUGAAGAUUUCAAAUGCUGGCACCGUCACAUACUUCCCAAUAACAAUAUCUAUUAAAGUGGGGUCACUUGGGGGUCCGAUGUCCCUGCUCCAUGUCUGAGGGAAGAGUGACAUGGGCACCUAGAUCAGUCAUGUGGACAUUUCACUGUGGAAGUGAAGUGGGCCAUGACUUAUGUUUUAUAGGUAUAUACAGUAUAGUCCUGGAGAAAUAGAAACAGGAGGAGCUAUAAACGCCAUGCCCAUGCUCACCCGCCGGGCACAAGACAGGUAAUGGGCAUGCAAAGCGAAUCUGUCUUCAGGUGCCACUGUAGAGCCUUCCAGUGGAAUGGAUGGACUCGUAUGUGACAGACGAGCUGCCAUGCCGUCACCCAGCUGGCCUGGGUGGAACUUGUGUGGGUGAGCUGGCAGGGGGCAUCAAAUCUAAAAUGACUAAAGUAAUAAGUUAUACCGGUGCCCAUCACUCACUCGUACUGGCAUCACAGGAGCAGGCACAUUGGCUGCAGUGGAGUGCUGGGCAGGGUCUGCCUUGCCUUGAACCCCACCUGUGUGAUCACAUGCCCACUGGACUAAAGAGAUUGGCAGCAAAAAAAAAAGCACAGUGCCACCCUGCUUUAUUUUCUUUUCCAUUCAAUAUUCCCCUGAACACAAUUUAUACAAUCCAGUUUGCUAAUAAAAAAAAAAAAAUCAUCUGAGGUAUUGGCACAAUGUGGCCAUCAAUCGAGCAGAAGAGUGCCAUGCACUGAGUGGGCCGAGUGCUGUAUUAACAGAGGGAACUGAGUGUCACCAUGUCACUAAAGCUGAAGGGUCGUUGAGGGCCACCUGUUUGGAGUUUGCUUUGCCUUGGCGGUGUGUUUUGUUUUAUUACUUUAUUGUCCCUUGGAUGCCCAGUGUUCACCAUGUUUUGCUUGCCACCCAUGAGUGUCAGCCCUGUGGUGAGAGCUUGGAACUCUCGGGGGGGGGUCUUCGGGGUCCACUGCACUUCAAUGUGAGGCCACUGUCUGUCACUUUAGAAAUGGAGGAAGUGGGCAGCUGAGACGAGAACAGGCCAUCAUCCGCCCGUCUCCAGCAGGGGGCGCUUGCUGUCUAGAAAAUCUGUGCACAGUAAGGGAAAUAUGGCGAGAGAGAGAGAGAGCUGCAUUGUGAGAUCCUAACCCCCCGCCUUGAAUGGGCGCUGACACUCCGGUAACUCAGGCACGAGUGGGAUGGCCGCUGCAAGUUCGCAGGCUCACCGUGUGACACGUCUGUCACAUUUAAAAGCUGGCCGGGUGCUGACUUUGCGUCUCGUCAGAAUAAAACAGCAGAUGGCGGGCCGCCUUUCACAAGACCGAAGGGAGCGAAUGCAGGAUGGCCGUCAUUGUCACUGCUUGUGUGCCGAGGUGACAGGCCCUGUUUGACUAGGCGCUCGACGCCCUCCCUGCCUGCACAACACAUAAAGCGGAUCUUCUCGUAAUCCUGCACUCCCGGGCUAGUCGGUGACCCACACGUCCCAAAAGACAUUUGACUUGCUUUAAAAUGCGUCUGUCCCUCCCAGCAUACACUGCGGGGUGAUCAUUUAUACCCAAGGUUCCAGGCGGUACCGAAGAAAUCUAAGCGGGCAUUUGUGGUCCAAGACAUAUUAACGGGGCGUUGAGAACCAGCCGCCGCCCCCCAUGGGCAUUACACGCAAGAACGCACUGAAAACUUUGAUUAAUACUAAAAAUCAUCGAACGCAUGUCCAUUAAGAAAGACCCGUCCGUAUUAAGUAGUAGGUAUUGAGUGGCACGUUAUAUUCACACAUCCUCGGAUCACGCGAGUCCUUACAAGAUUAGCGCACGCGCAGAGGACCGAAUCUGAACAGGACUAGAAAUACGUUACCUUAGAAAUAAGGUUCUUAUCAAUACCAGAUUGUUUCAGAGGAAGUGUACACCUAAAAUUACAGUGCGGUGCCUACAGAUCACAUUCAAAUGAAAAGUGGACCUACUUAUUAAAAACUAGGGGGCUUCACCCCCCCCGCUUGCCAACCCACGCACCUGCACUGUAAAAAAUAAAGCGUUAAAAGUAGUUAAAAAAAAAAAAAAAAAAAAAAAGGGCAACAAAUUACAAGCAAUAUUUUUGAGUAGAUUGAAUAUACUGCACUAUUGAGUAAACUUAAUUACUAAUUAUAACUAUUACUUUACUCAUAUUUACCUCAAAUAAGUGAGUCUGAUUAAAUAUAAGUAGUGGCAAAAAUGGUUUUAUGUUACUCCGAUUUUCACUUGAAUUACUCAAAAAAAAAAGAGUAAUAAUGCAACGCUGGACAGUAAUGACUGUAUAACAAAUACUUGCUAAAAUUCCAUAUAUCAUACACAGAUAGUCACAACAACGGAGUUAUAUUUUCAAAGGAAAAUUAAAUCAAAUGUCUGAGGAUAAUUUUUACUGAAUUACUGACAUUCAAAUGUCAAUGCAAAUUUUCUUUUCUUUUUUUUAACUUAAACACAAAGUGUGUCCUACGGAAGCGUAUUAGGGUCACGGUGAAGAAAAAAAAACUAAAUGUGGAGAUUAAAGUUGACACGUUGACUUUAUUCUCGACAUUUCCACUUUAUUCUCGUAGUUUAUUUUGGCAUUAAAGUAGAAUGUCGUUAAUUUAAACUUCAUCUUAAAAUAAGUAUUUAAUUUACUAGAUUUUCUCAAACCCGUUAUAAGUUAUGUCGCACAUUAAAUGUUUUGUGUUGUGUUCCCCGACCCAGUUGUCAAUCACUACGCGCUUCUUAACCGGACUUCUUCUUUCAUUGAGGAGGCGCAGGCAGCGAUCGCCGCACAGAAGCCAUUCACUUCAUGAUAUUCCUGCUCCCUGAACAUUUACAAUGCUAAGAUAAAUACUUGAUAUCAUUUUCACGAUGAAAUGCAUUAAAGCAGGUAUUAAACAUGCACUCUGGUGUACGUUCAGUGUAGAGAACUUUAUGGCAGGUGUGACGAGGCUCCAAAACACUGGAUGUAUGACUGGGUAUCGCACAGUUACUGAAAUAUUGCGUAAAUGUUGGGUUUGUGAUCUGCUGGUCGAAGACACGAACACAGAAUUCAACGGAUGUUCUUCUGCGCGGACUUUCUUUAUUGCACGCCUGCUGUCUCUAUCUGACGUACCAAACCCCCAGUUCCUAUCAUUCCUUUUUCAUUCUCCACAUAAUCAAUCACCACACGAUAAACGUCUUUGUGAAAUUAAAACUAGUUAUAAACUCAGACCACGGAGUGCCAUCCAUUCAGGAUUGUGCCCAUCCCAUGGCAUCGUGUGCCAGGCAGGAACAAAUCCUGAACGGGACGCCAGCUCAUUGCAUGGUGAAUACGAGCACACACACAUACCCCAGGGUCAAUAUAGCAGAACAAAACCCCACUGCCUACAUGACUAUGAAAGGAAACUGAAGCACGCCGAGUAAACCGGGCAGGAGAACAUGAAAACUCAAGGCAGGGAACACCCGGGACACCCUUGCUGCCAGGCAGCAGUGCAGCCGCUACGUCACCGUGCCACCGCAGGAUUAGUACACACUUUAAUACAUUUCAUCAUGAAAAUGAUAUCAAGUAUUUAUCUUAGCAUUGUAAAUGUUCAGGGAUAUCAUAAAAUGAAUGGAUUCUGUGUGGUGAUCGCUGCUUGCGCCUCCUCUUUGUGCAGAGGACAUCAGUUUAAGAAGCACGUAGUGAUUAAUAACUGGGUCGGGGAACGCGUAACACAAAGCAUUGCAUGCGCUACAUAAUUUAUGACGGGGUUUGGGAAGAUCUACUAAAUUAAAUAUUCAUUUUAAGAUGAAGUUUAGUUUACAAUGUUCUACUUUAAUAACAAACUACGAGAAAAAAAGUUAACAUGUCGACUUUAAUCUCGACAUUUAGUUUUUUUUUUCUUCUUCACUAUGGCCCUAAUAGGCUUCCGUAAUAUCUCAAUCAAAUAAAGUCCAAUGAGAGGUAAACGGGAAGGAAACGUAGAGAGUGAAGUGAGUGAAAUCCUGCGGCAGAUGGCGCUCUUCACACGUCCUGCCAACAUAACCGUACUUCUAAAAAAAAAAUUAUUUAUUUUAUAUUGAGGAUUUGUUCUGUUCUGUGUAUUGUAUUGUUUUGACCCCCCCCCCCCUUCUUUUUGACACCCACUGCACGCCCGACCUACCUGGAAAGGGGUCUCUCUUUGAACUGCCUUUCCAGAGGUUUCUUCCAUUUUUUCCCUACAUGUUUUUUUUUUGGGGGGGGGGGGGGGUUCUUAUCUUCUUAGAGAGUUAAGGCUGGGGGGGCUGUCAAGAGGCAGGGUCUGUUAAAGCCCAUUGCGGCACUUCCUGUGUGAUUCUGGGCUAUACAAAAAUAAAUUGUAUUGAAUUGUAUAUCAGCUUAAAUGAACGGCCGCCUUUUCCACUACUUUUCAGUAUGCGAUAGCGAAAAUCCUGAAAUAAAAUAGGACGUAGGAAAUCAAACAUCAAAAAUCAAACAUCGCUAAAUAAAUCACAGUGUUGAAAAUUAACCAGAAAAUAGAUAGAGUGAAAGGCACUAUAUGAUAGAUAGAUAGAUAGAUAGAGUGAAAGGCACUAUACAAUAGAUAGAUAGAGUGAAAGGCACUAUAUGAUAGAUAGAUAGAUGUGAAAGGCACUAUAUAAUAGAUAGAUACUUUAUUAAUCCCAAGGGGAAAUUCACAUACUCCAGCAGCAGCAUACUGAUAAUAACAAUAUUAAAUUAAAGAGUGAUAACAAGAAAAUACAUGACGUAUGCAGAACACUAAUUAAAUAAGAGGUCAAAUAAUACCGUGACGGUUAGGCAAACGUCUUUUUAUGUUGUCUGCAAGUCGUAGUUUUAGGACAAACGCCAUAGCGCUCUCAAACUUAUCUCAAAGGGUCGUUUUCUUUUUCUGUGUAAAAUAAAAGUUUUAAACGAUUAAAAAAAAUAUAUGAACAUACGUAACUAUCCGAGACACGUGCCUGCUUUUUAAAGCAAACCAACGAGGUGAGGCCGUUAGAAAGACGCCACCUCGCUCGCCGUGUUUCCCACAUGAAGAGAGAGGUUUUGUGAAAACAACAACUGCUGACGUCUCUAAUUAUAUUAAAUGAAAAACUAGUAAUUAUUCAUUACGGAAUUAAUAUGCUUUAUAUUUACACAUUCGUAGUAAAAUAGCUCUUAUUAUAGAUAAACGUUACCGCUGAAUGCGUUGUUGUAAAGACCAAGAAAUCGAUGUGAGAGGAAGUGCCGCGUCAUUAAAUGUAAUUUAACUUAAUUGUGUUCACUUCACGGCGUAGUUUUUUUACUUGGAAUAAGUUAUAAACAAUGUUUACAUUUUAAGAAAAAUAAUAAGUUAACAUUAUUCUUAAUUUUUUUUUAUUGAAUUAGAAUUAAAUAAUCAAUAAAAAGGGUAAAACCCAUUUUUAUUCAUUAAUGAUUAUUUUGCGUAUAGUUAGUUAUUAUUUUUCACACAGAUUUAUUUUUUACGGUGUGCCACUUCGUGUCUCCGCCGCUCGCGUUUGUGGAUUUCACUUUCGCCAAACAACAAAUCUUUUAAUUCUCGCGGCUACGCCUCUUCAUUGGAAAGAAACACUACGUUCCCCUGACGGCAACACGAGUCUCUCACCGUCAUAUUUAGCCGAAAGAGGAUUUAACAUCGUCAACAACCUAUUAGCAAAGAACAGAAGCAGAUUGUCAAUUGUGGAAUGCGCUGAUUUAAGAUUGCAGAUAACAAAAAUGGCACCAAACCUCGAAAAGUUAGUGUCAUCACACCAACCUCAGCCCUCUCGCUAAUCAUAUUCAUUUUUUUAAUAAUAUAUAUUUUUUGAAUCAUACUUUGAGCAAUACACCAAUACUGUUAAUAUCUUCUGAUUAAAAAUUUUUUUUAAAUCUGUCCUUGUUUUUCAAUAUAUAGUAUAGUUCACCCAAGAUGGCGCAGUGGGUAGCGCUGCUGCCUCGCACUUAGGAGACCCGGGUUUGCUUCUCCCUGCGUGGAAUUCGCAUGUUCUCCCCGUGUCUGCGUGGGUUUCCUCCUGGUACUCCAAAAAUUGGCGAUUCUAAAUUGUCCCUAGUGUGUGUGUGUCCUGCGGUGGGCUGGUGCCCUGCCCGGGGUUUGUUUCCUGCCUUGUGCCCUGUGUUGGCUGGGAUUGGCUCCAGCAGACCCCCGUGACCCUGUAGUUAGGAUAUAGCGGGUUGCAUAAUGGAUGGAUGGACUUACAAUAGCCUCAUUAUUGAUUUAUGGGAAUUAAUUUUGCUUUUCUCCUGCGUGGAGUUUGCAUGUUCUCCUCAUGUCUGCGUGGGUUUCCUCCCACAGUCCAAAGACAUGCAGGUUAGGUGGAUUGGUCAUCCUAAAUUGUCUCGAGUGUGUGCUUGGUGUGUGUGUGUGUGUCCUGCGGUGGGCUGGCACCCUGCCCAGGGUUUGUUUCCUGCCUUGCGCCCUGUGCUGCUGGGAUUGGCUCCAGCAGACCCCUAUGACCCUGUAGUUAGGAUAUAGCGGGUUAGAUAAUGGAUGUAUGGAUAGUUCACCCAAGGGAGUCGCUAUUGAAUCACUCUUUGAAAAAGGGGGCUCUGACCCAAAAAAGGUUGGGCACCUGUGGUUUACACACACCGUGGCUAAGCGGGCCGAGGAGAAGCCAUUAGAGCAGUAAAGCCGUCGUCCGGUUCUCCAUUAUAAAUUGUCACCUUUUGCAUUUUCAGUGGCUGGGGGGUCCAGUUCUUUGCUAGGAAGUAUGAACUAGAAGAUGGGAGACGGCGGUCUCUGGCCGCACACAGAUCGUCUCCAAAGGGCACAUCAGACACUUUUGAAGUCCUCACAGGUGGCGCAGCUUUGCAGUAAGGAGACUGUGGAAGUUUGGGGUUCGUUUCUCGGUUCCUCCCUGUGUGGACAGCGCUUUGAGUACUGAGAAAAGCGCUAUAGAAAUGUAAUUUAUUAUUAUUAAUAUUUUAAUGGCCUGCCUGAGUCGUCUGCCACUUGUGUCUCCUCAUCUCUCUCUCCCUCUAUAUAUAUAUAGAGAGACCCCCUUCUGUUUGACACCCACUGGUAAGGGGGUCUCUCUUUGAUAAGCCUUUCCUGAGGUUUCUUCCAUUUUUUCCCUACAAGGGUACGUUCUUUGUCUUCUUCGAAGAGUCUCAAGGCUGGGGGGCUGUCAAGAAGCAGGGCCUGUUAAAGCCCAUUGUGGCCCUCCUUGUGUGACUUUGGGCUGUACAAAAAUAAAUAGUAUUGUAUGUAUAAUAUAAUCCAGCGUCUGUCUGUCUGUCUGUCCGCUUUUCACGAGAGAACUACUUAACGGGUUUAGAUCGGUUUUUUUUUUUUUCUAAAAUUUGCUUGAACAUUCCGGUUGAUGGGCAGCACGGUGGCGCAGUGGGUAGCGCUGCUGCCUCACAGUUGGGAGACCUGGGGACCUGGGUUCGCUUCCCAGGUCCUCCCUGUGUGGAGUUUGCAUGUUCUCCCUGUAUCUGCGUGGGUUUCCUCCCACAGUCCAAAGACAUGCAGGUUAGGUGGAUUGGCGAUUCUAAAUUGGCCCUAGUGUGUGCUUGGUGUGUUUGUGUGUGUCCUGCGGUGGGUUGGCACCCUGCCCGGGAUUGGUUCCCUGCCUUGUGCCCUGUGUUGGCUGGGAUUGGCUCCAGCAGACCCCCGUGACCCUGUGUUCGGAUUCAGCGGGUUGGAUAAUGGAUGGAUUCCGGUUGAUUUUGUGACUUCUCUGAGAAGUGACCAGCAGCAGUCAGGACAGAUCGAGCACUUCAGACACUAUGAGGUCCGUCAAUUGGCACCACCCCCUUUCUGAAGCCCCUCCCCUGUUUCACCCCUCAUGACGAUUUCAAUUCCCUUCAGUUCCUGCACUCACAUGUGUAUUCAGCUUUUAUUAAACUUCUAAACUGUCGAGUUCUGCAUCCGAAGCAGUUGUUUUGGUGUCACAUAUUAGAAACAAACUGAACAAAAAAUCUUCACAUUUUGUGUUUUCUAUCCGCGUUCGCCUUGUCUCAUUCGUGAACGCGCACCAGAAAGUGCGUUAGUUACGUUAUAUAUUCGUUAUAUAUACACGUUAGUUAUACGCGGCACUCCGCGCAGCAGUGGCUCUGUGACUGGGGGGUCUGCACUGGUGAUCAGUAAGAUGACCCCCAUAGAAAAAUAGGAAAUGCCGAGGAAGAAAAAUAAAUGAUACGCGGCACUCAGCGACGAUUAACACUACAUAUUCUUAAAGGCUCUGAAUCGUAGCAUUUGUGUAAUAAACUGUCAGAAUAUGCAAUACUGUACUACAUUUAGGAGCUCUUUACAGUCCUGUCUCUGUGGUCCUCUCUGUGUCACAUCAUUAGUACUUUAUUAUUACUGGGGUACAAAAUUAGAUGUAAAGGAGUCGUUUGAGUCGCCAGCUAAGACCUCCUCUGCUAGCCCACUGGGGAUGGCGGCUCGCGACCUCGCAGCGACUACAAAGAGACGUUAAUUACGUGAGCACGUCAGCUUAUCGUGGUGAAGGGGGGGGGGGUCAUCGGAUAUACAAUUUUAAAAGCUUUUUUUUUUUCUUUGGAAUUGUUUCAAUUUCAUCAUUUGCACGUUUUACUGUAAAGCCUCAUUAAUUUGAAGUUCCCUUUUCUUCAAGAUCGCAUUGAAUUUUGAUUCAGUUUUUGGAGACACAUUGUGAUACCGUAGAACUAACUAACUGCCCGUGACUGAAUAUUGUUUCUGUUUCUCUAAUAAAUAAACCGACUUUUUCUACUGUCUGUCCCUG
Molecule: messenger RNA, 10967 nt
Organism: Erpetoichthys calabaricus (reedfish)
Lineage: Eukaryota; Metazoa; Chordata; Cladistia; Polypteriformes; Polypteridae
Gene: traf2b
Product: Tnf receptor-associated factor 2b
Exons: 11
Coding region: 143-1783 (546 amino acids)
Biological process (GO): positive regulation of JNK cascade; protein K63-linked ubiquitination; regulation of apoptotic process
Cellular component (GO): cytoplasmic side of plasma membrane; plasma membrane signaling receptor complex
Molecular function (GO): ubiquitin-protein transferase activity; tumor necrosis factor receptor binding; ubiquitin protein ligase binding
Source: RefSeq, a predicted model, not a curated record